CAUGGACAAAGAACAAUGAAGAGCCAAGGCAGCUGCAAAAUCGGAAACAAGUGCUUUUCGUCAAUGAUCGUCACGACGCAAGGACAAGUCAAGGACGUCGUCUACCAGAAGCAGCACUAUGGACAUGACAUGGAUGUUGGACACCUGACGCUGACAGACAAGGAAAAGGCAGAAAUUGCAGGAAAGCUGUCCCAGGGUGUCCCCAUAAAGGUCAUCAUGAAGGACAUCAGGACUUCCAUCAGCGGACCAUUGCGACCACUUCACCUCCUUGAGCGCCCACAGGUCCACAACAUCAAGAGGCAGUUCAACAUCACUUACAGCGAGAGAUGCCAUCAAGAUGACCACAGGAGUGUUGGAAUCUGGGCCCAAGUAAUGAUGAGCCAAGACAACAGCCUGGUAAAGCUCUUCAAGCAACAAGGGAUGGCUGAUCCAACUGGCCAGCUGAGUGAACGAGAUUUCGCCCUGGUUCUGAUGACUGAACCCCAGCAGGAGCUGCUCCAGAAGCUUGGGACUGACAAGAUAUGCAUUGACUCUACUCAUGGGACCACUGGCUAUGACUUCCUACUUACCACCCUGCUGGUCGUGGACGAGUUCGGUUCUGGGGUGCCUUGUGCCUACCUUCUUAGUAACAGGGCCGACGCAAUCAUGAUGAAGAUAUUUUUUGAGGCUGUUCGGGAGGCAGUUGGAGUUAUCUCUGCAAAGGUUUUCAUGUCUGACGAUGCUUCAGAGUUCUAUAAUGCCUGGUCAGCUGUGAUGUCACCUGCCGAAAGACAGCUGCUCUGCACAUGGCACGUGGACAAAAACUGGAAAUUAAACAUCAGGAAGCUGGUUGAAGGCCAAGAACUCAUGGCCUCUGUCUACAAGGCAGUAAGGGUCCUGCUGGAAUGCCAAGACCAGGAAGAGUUUGAAGAGCUCUUGAAGGCUUUCGUGGACUGCAAGGACCCCUCUCUGAAGCUCUUUUUGGACUACUUCAAGGCCCACUAUGCCAAACGUCCCCAUCUUUGGGCUUUUUGUUACAGAAAAGGAGCAGGCAUCAACACCAACAUGUACAUAGAAGCCAUGCACAAGACCCUGAAGCACUGCUACCUUGAAGGAAAGAAAAACAAGCGUGUGGACAAGCUGAUUUCAGCACUCAUCGACAUGACGUAUGACAAGUUGUUCCAGCGACUAGUCAAGCUCUGCAAAGGCAAGCCCACCACCAGAAUCGCUCGAAUCAACAGGAGCCACCUAGCAGCUCUGAAGAUGGACGUCAAGGAUGUACUUCUUUUGGAAGGAGAUGCAUGGAGUGUGAAAUCGCAGUCCAUAAAUAGCCUGGUGUACAGGGUUUCAAGGGUUCAGGGUGAGAAGUGCAAAGGCUGCCAUCUGCAAUGCGAAGCUUGCAAGACGUGUGUCCAUGACUACACCUGCACAUGUCUUGAACACGUCGCGUGCUUGACGAUAUGUGGAGACUGUUCAAAGGAGGCUGUUCGCAGAGCGAAGAAGCUGAUAUCGGAUGCAGUGGAGAUUCUGGCAGAGAGCAAGGACGGUACGGGCAGCUUUCCUGAAGUGACGAAAGAACCAGCAAACAAGCUUGUUGAAAAGCUGAAGAGGUUCCACUCAACGAAGAAGCCUGGACUGUCAGCUCCAGAACCCAGCCUAGCAAAGCCAACAGUACUCCAGAAAGAAGUCAUCACUCAACAACUUCUGGACAACGACCUGGAGCAUAUUGACAUUCACACAAAUUUUGACCAUCUUUAUUAG
Messenger RNA from Ixodes scapularis (black-legged tick), 1740 nucleotides. RefSeq lists its product as uncharacterized. The coding region runs from base 16 to 1740 and encodes 574 amino acids. The transcript has 5 exons. The record is from RefSeq and is a predicted model, not a curated record. NCBI's taxonomy places the organism in Eukaryota, Metazoa, Arthropoda, Arachnida, Ixodida, Ixodidae.